Messenger RNA from Ilyonectria robusta, 2229 nucleotides. RefSeq lists its product as uncharacterized. The transcript has 6 exons. The record is from RefSeq and is a predicted model, not a curated record. Bases 1 to 2229 code for a protein of 742 amino acids. NCBI's taxonomy places the organism in Eukaryota, Fungi, Ascomycota, Sordariomycetes, Hypocreales, Nectriaceae.
AUGCGGCUUCUUACCGCGUUUCGUUUUGGCUUGAUGCCAAACCCCACGGCAACGUCCAUUGGAGCCGCUGUAGGGGAGGCAGUCGAGGCUCUGGCUACGAGAACUGGAAUGCACAUCGCUGCAAUCAUUCCGACCACCUCUGGUCAGAUAGGAGUCAAUCCUGUCAGUAUUCUGCCUCCGGCAUCUGUAUUUCGAGGCACCGUGUAUGAUACGGACGCUCCGACGGCCACGACGGUAACCACGGGUGGUCACACUGAAACCCACAAGGUUUACUUUGCUGUGGCCACGAAUGCGGCUGGAGAUCUUGACAUCUCCAUUGUUGACCCUGACCUUCGGUCUUUCUUGGAAAAGACAGCCGAAGAAGUGCCUGCUUGCGCCAUAUCCAAGCUUCGUCGUCGCCUUCGCAGUAUCUUACUUCGACGCGAAGCCUGUGGUGCUCUCCGCUAUAUGGACGAAUUCGAGUCUUAUCCUAGCGCCGACGAAAUCAUCCAGGACCUGACCGAUCAGAUAGCCAGUGCCGCUCCUGACCAUCCUGCGGUCAAGGAGUAUCUGGAGCUUGAAACCGUGCCUGGCUCGGGCUCAGGCUCCGGAGGCUCGGAUGUUGUUGAGACUGUGGAGCUUAGCCUUAUGAGUGAAGAGGAACUCACUCUUCUCCAAGCAAGCGCCGGACCGGUCACCGGCGCCAUGGGCCUUGGCUUCCUCACCUACAUCUUUCAUGUCUUCAAUGCUGACAAGGCGGCUGCUAAAGAGGGAGAGAAAGUUGCCAUUACUGGAGUACACAUCCCUUCCAACUCUAUUCAGACCGUGACUGAGACGAAAACCACGUCUACGAGUACUACGUCUACAGUUUCUUGUGCCGAUCCUAGCAAGACAGACUUGUUUUGUCUCAAGGAUGAUUGCGAGAUUGACCUACCAUUGACGGAAGACACCAAGUUUGUUUGCAAGGGUGGAAAAUACGAAGGCUGUGACUGUGCGACCGAGCCUGUAGUCCUCUCGCUACCAAUCACCAAAAAGGAGGAUGCAAUGAUGAAGCUUUUGGCCGACAACAUGGUGUUCAAUGAUAUACCAACGCACCCAAAGCUAUCCAAUUACGGAGAAUGCGGAACAUCGAAUGAGAAUAUGGAGAGCAGCACUUGGUUCAACUUGGUUCAGAAGCUUUGCACGGAUACCAAGCACUACAAACUGGACAAAGAUUUCAGCGUUGAAUACACUGCUGAAGACGUCUUUGCCUCAGGCUAUGAAGAUGAUGUUUUCGAGUUUUACUUGAAAAAGAACGAAGGUGUUGAAUGCAAAAACCCCUGCACUCAAAUCUUCAACGAUGGUUUUUCUAGCACAUCAUGCCAUUAUGACUCUCACACUCGAGCUCGCUCCGGAAGUAUUAAACUGGAUUGUGGUGAGGCCGGUUACGAGAUCAGAAACGCCAAGUCCAAAGCUUCGGGACCACAGUGUGCAGACAACGACUGGAGCCCGCUUCCAUCCAACGUCUGGAAUGGACCAGCUGGAAACAUCUAUAACGUUUUCUGUCAGAACGUCACCCCGGACAAAAAGCUCGAGAUCACGAUUGACCCUUCUGGCAAGGCGGAUCCCGUCCGGUGGCUGAAGCGAUCACCACCACCCGAUCCAAGUCUGUACGACGGUUACAGGGUCGAUUUCCUUUGGAAGCCAAAUGAGGAUUCUAGCGCAAUUGAUUGUGAAUUGUCGUGCGACGGGGUCAUGGAAGCAUUUGGCUCGUCAACUUGCGGACACAAAGGAAGUGGAAUGAGAAAAAUGUCAACAUCGGCCAGCUACAAUGUCGGUUGCGGCACGUACUCGUACAGGAUCCGCAAGAAGAGACACCCUUGGACUCUCGGAGAGCAGAAAUGCUACAAGCCCGACCAAUUCGGCGCGCACAAAGACGUUUCUCCCCCUCUUGUUCGGAGAUUCAGCAAGAAAGCGUGCAAGAACGUGAAAGGCUACAAAAUAGUCAAGGGAGAUAGCGACUCAGUUCUUCACCACGAAUUCACAAACGGCGGCGUCAAGUACCACUUCGAGGCCGGGUGGGAUAAUUCCUGCGAGUUGGAGGAGAAAAGGAUGGAAGAAGUCAAUGCAUGGAAGCCACUUGGGGAAAAGAGUGACGCGAGGUGUGAGUCUCUAUUUGCCAACAAUUACAAGAACUGUAACAAUGGUGGUGUUGGUGGAGAGAUUAUGGCAGGGUGUGUCAAGUACAUAUUCAAAGCGCUGCCGGAGUAG